AAAUUGUCGAAACAUUUUGUAAUCGUUGAUCAACUUUUUACCGUCGCCGUCCCGGAGAACCGCUUUCCUCAAUCGCAGAGAAUACUGAAAUCCCGAGCCCAUGGCUGAUCCGCAACUACCCACCCGUUUGUUUGCUGACCGAGAAGAGCCUGCCGGCGACAGAGUGAACAUGUACUUCAAACUCAACACCAUUAAGGUCGUGUUGAAAGCACUUCAGCCCAAAGAACUCGAUAUCAUUAGACCGUGUUUCGGGAAGUUGCUCGAUGUGUACUCUAAACCCGUGUUCUCUGGGAAAUUGGCUCAUUUUCUUCUAACCAGACAGCUUGAUGUAGUGAAGCGACAUGAAAUUUGGGUUGUGUUUGCCGGUAAACCUGUUAGAUUUUCUCUCAGGGAGUUUGGUCUGGUCACCGGUCUCAAUUGUGGUCCUCUCCCUGCGCUUGACAGAAACCUAGUCAAGUGUCCUCCCGGCGUUACGCCCUAUUGGUUCACCCUGUUUGGUGGCGAGGAGUCUUUCACUGGCGAGAUGCUGUUGGCUAAGCUGCGUAGGGCUAAGUCGCUUACCAGCGAACUGAGAAUUAAGUAUGCUUGUCUGUUACUUGUUGAUGGGUUUCUUUGCCGCAGAUCUUUCCACAUGAAGAUCCCGAAAGAACACGUGGAGAUGAUCCGGGACCUAGAUGUGUUUCUGAAAUACCCUUGGGGUCGCUACAGUUUCGAUAUGACCAUGCAGUGCAUUAAAUCAAGAUCUCUCAAUCAACUAGCUCAAGCAACUGUUGCCAUUCAAGGUUUCAUCCAUGCUCUCGUUCUCGUAUUGGUUGAGGCUGUUCCUGCAGUCCGUUCAGCCGUUGGUGAGAUUACUGACCCCGAAUCAGGCGACGAAGAUGUCUUCCCGGUUAUCUCUUUGAAACUGGAUAAAGUCUGGGACCUUGACAAAGAAACCAAGGUUGAGGUUGAUGUCCUAUCUAUAAUUCCGGCUCCUGAAGAUGUUGUUGGUCUGGAGGAUUGUAGCUGGGCUGACGAAGUUCGUGACCCGGGUGUGGAACUGAUAUUACAGAAAAUUGAAGAAGGAGCUAAGUUUAAUCGUGGGAUGUUUGUAGGGGGAUAUAGAGGUGCAUAUGUUCAUGUGGAGCCUCCUCCUAGCGAAGUGAAGAAGGGAAAACGUAAAGUACGUUCCCAAUCAGGUCGUGUGUCUUCUAAGUCUAAGAAACUGAAGGUGCGUAGUGGCAGGUCUAGGCAUACCCCGUCGGACCAAAAUAGUGCUGCUUUUCUUGCGUCUGUUAAAUCUGAAAUUGAGGCUGGUAUGAAGGAAGCGCGUGGGGACUUGUUUGCUCAUGUCGCGGUUGAGUUGAAGUCUAUGGAGUUGAGGUUAGAAAAAAGUUUCAAAUAUAGCAUCUGCUCUGCAGUCGCUGAUGCUCUUCAGGCCAAGAAUGCUGUCCAGAAAAUCAUUGAAGAGGUUGGGGUUGAGUUUCCUGAUCCUUACCAACAACCACCUCCAAAUGGUUCAGCUAACCCUGGCAGGUCAAGUGUCACGCAGCAGAAGAAACCAGCAGGGGCUACAAACUUGGAUGCUUCUUCUGAAGAGGUUGAUGGGUCUACUAGUAGGGAUGAGGAUUCUAGUAGCUCCCAAACAAAUGAAGAACUCUCGACAACUGUAGCUGAGGCUGGAGAAGUCUCUAGCGGCGGCAAUGAUGUUGUUGAGGCUGUUGAAUUUGCCAGCUCUGCCAAGUUCAAGAAAUUGGUGGACCUUCUGACACCUACAAUCGAACUUGAUUUUGGUGAUGGGUUGGUUUUGAAUGAGUCUGAGAUGCGUGCGGUUGCUACCAGCAUUCCCCCUGACAAUCCGAAGGUUAUGGAUGUAUGUGUUUCUGUAUUGCGGGAAUCGCUCUUCAAAUCGGUUGAUCCUACCACUGAUCCGCGUGCUGACAUGCUGCCUUGCAAGUUUAAUGGAUCCCUUGCUCUGAUGUACUCCAAAUUCAAGAAGUGUAGGCGUAAAGAUACUUUCGAGUUUGACGCGGAUCUUCUGAGCUCGGUUACUGCUAGGUUCACUUCCCAUGGCAGAAAAUGGCUGGAGAGUAUUGAUUUUCUCUAUUCUCCUUUCAACAUUGACAAGAAUAGGUGGAUUGCAGUCAUGGUGGACUUGCCAUCGCACUCUCUCUCUGUAUUUGACUCCACAGCUGAUGUGCGUCGUGGGUCUAGACUCAAGCCAGAGCUAGAUUUCAUAUGUGACAUGUUUCCAUACCUGGUGCGAAAGUUAGGGGCAAAUGAUCUUAUGACUAGUUACCCUCUCCAUCCUUUGGCAUUUGUUCGCCACACCACGGUAGCUCAAGCCACAUCCCGUGCCAACACUGGUAUGUUAUCUAUUCUUUUUAUGGAGGCCCAUGCGCUAGGAGGCUUCGAGGAGUUGGAUCGUGUCAAUGAGUCUGGCGUUAGGGAACGUGCUGAGCAGCUAGCAGUGGAGCUAUAUGAACAUUGUUGCGGUGAUAUCGAAGAGGAGUGAACCAUUACCCUUGUUUGUUGCAACUCUAUUAUCCUAUCUUGAACUCUUGUUUUUUAUCUUUUGAUCCCAUUCUCUUCCCAUCUGUGUGACUUAUCUCUUUGUUAAAACUUACAACUCUACAUUAUGGAUAUGUAUUCGUACUCUGCGGUUAGUUACUUGUUGGGUUUAGUCCUGCUGUUUUUAACCAAUCUACUGCAAUGGUUUACAGCCCACUAAAAUAAUUGGAUAGUUUUUAA
Molecule: messenger RNA, 2730 nt
Organism: Arabidopsis arenosa
Lineage: Eukaryota; Viridiplantae; Streptophyta; Magnoliopsida; Brassicales; Brassicaceae
Source: the annotation of a GenBank genome assembly